CGGCGCUCGACGCUCACCCGCUCACAUUCGGCUCGGUCUUCGAAUAAUGAAGCGACUAAUUGUAUCCAUCGCCUCGUCGUCGCGCAUCGUCGUCGUGCCAGUGUGAGUGUGGAGCGCUUAAAACACCGCGGCGUGCGCGCAUAUCGCCGGACGAGUGUCAUACCGCAAUAUAGAUUACCGGACGUUUCGCGCCGUAAUUGCUCCCGAUUGUCGGCACUUGGCAAGCGGCUGGGUGAGCGAGUGGUGGUAGUUUAAUUGUGCGCAAUCCGUCGACUGAUGUUGCCUCCACAGAGAUGUCCACGGUCUCUGAGAGUGAAACGUUCAGCGCCACCGACCCCAAUCAAUCGCUAAUUGCCGAACGCUUCGCCAGCAUUCAAACUUCUGCCAACAACUGCGACUCGGAUCGCGAGAGCGAAGGAAGCACGUCGCAUUUUUCCGGACGCACCUUAUCCUGGCACGAGCAUGUGUACCGCAAGUUGAACACGAGACCUACCCCACACUACAUAGAGAACAUUCUCGGCCUGAGUGAUAAUUUGUGUGAGCUGGACGACGUUUGCGAUAUUGAGCGCAACGGCAGCAUGACUGUAGUGAGCGAUUUCGGCGAUGACAGUUUAAAACUUGAGUUAAACGAACCGCUUAAUCUAUCAAUCAAAUGUAACAACCGAGUGAGGACAAAAACAGACAAAGAAUCGACAAGAAAGACAAGAAAAAGACCGCGCGAAUCAAUAGACACAAAAACAUCAUCAGUUCUGACGGCGGCGGCAACAGCAACGACGGUCACCGCUACGGCGACCGUCCUACCUGUGGAUGCGGCGACAGAGGACGCCGACGCCAAAUCGAAAAAGAAAAAAGCACGGACAACGUUUACCGGCAGGCAAAUCUUCGAGCUGGAAAAACAAUUUGAAAUGAAAAAGUACCUGAGCAGCAGCGAGCGUUCCGAAAUGGCAAAGUUAUUGAACGUCACCGAAACACAGGUGAAGAUAUGGUUUCAAAAUAGGCGGACCAAGUGGAAAAAGAUUGAUAAUCUGACAAACGCCGACGUAUCAGACGCCAAAAGUCAGACACCUCCUAAGGAAGGUUCGAAGUCCGGCGACGAAUCUUCGACGAAAUCGGCAAAGAUUGGCUUUAGCAAACAGCAGCAACACCAUCUUCAACACAGUUCGCAAAGCUCAAAUUCCAGCUUGGAAAGUGACUCCAAGUGCUCCACGGAUAUGUCGGUCGGCGGUAAAACCUUUACGAAUGCCAUCCAACAGAAUAAGCGACCAUCGACGAACAGCCAAGAUCAAACACAGUUUCAAGAUCAAUUAGACACGACUAAUGACGUCCUUUUUAACUUAUCGUUCUCGGCCAAAGAUAAAUCUUAAGAAAAUGUUCACUUUCAUUGUUUCAAUUUUUAUUUGCUAUUGUAUUGCGUUUCAAUAACAACAAAACAUUUUUUAUAAUUUGAUUUGUCAUCUAUUUGCUGCAUUUACCAACUUCCAACCAGAUGUGUAGUCUGUGUGAGUGCUUGAAACCGAUAUGAAAUCAGGGGCAGUCACUUGCUAAUUGUAGUCGAAGCUUCCUCGUUUUGCUCGCGUUUACGGGCAAAGGAUAAUGUAUAAUGCAGUGGUCAUCAACUAGAUUGCAGCCAAAAGCAGCGGUGCAAGCGAGUUGGACGAACAACACGAUAGGGGAGGACGGAUAACGCAAUAAUGAGCGCUUCGCUGAACGUGCAGAGGCCUGCGACGGUAUGGCGAUUAUCGAUUUUAAAUGACACUCAAUCAUUCAAUAGAAAUUUGCCCACGUUAUUGAAAACAGAUUAAAAUUGGAACAGCCUCAAACGCAUUGUGCCCCUCUUCUUGCUAGCAGCGCAAAUCAACAAGGAUUGCCCAUAGGUACAGGAUUUAAUAUAAAUAGGAAUAUGAUCAACCAACACACAUUUAAUUACAACCAAUGUAACACUACGUUUAAAAUUAUUAACGAAUUACUUGAUAUUUAUUAAUUGUGCAAUUUUAGAUGAGAUAUUCCUUUUAAAUGUUAGUAGAGAAUCACAUGCAAUUCAUUAUUACAAAAACGCUGAAACCCGUCAAUUUGUUAAUUAAUGUAGGUAAUUUUAGUCAGUGCCGAUUAAGAAUUUUAUUAUUUCAAAAUUUUAAGAAUAGUUUAGUAAUUUAUAUUUAUGCGUCGAUUUGUUAAUGAAAACUGGUGAAAACUACAAAUUUACCAAAUAAAUUGAUGAACAUGUGAUUCAUAUAGAUAGUAACACGCAAAAUUUUAAAUGAACUGAAUAUGUAUACGAACAAUAACAUUAUUUUCAUUAACAAUUCGGUAAAAAUACGGUUUAAAUACAGGGUGUUAAGAAUGAUUAAUAUUAAAUGUCCAAGCAAAAUUAAUUAUUAUAGAAUUUUAUUACCUACGUACAUAAUUAUGUUUUACUAUAUGAAAUAAAAGCUUUGUCUAUAGUUUUUUUGUGUAAAUCUAAGCUCAUGUUGUAAAUAUUAAUUAAAAAUCUGUAAUUUCUUUGAGUCGUCAAAAGUUAGACUGAAUUGUGAAUAAGAAUUGAAGAAUAUCUAUAAACAUAUUUUAGUUCUUAUUACUAAAUUCAUAUUAUCUCUGGAAUUUUCACAACUUGCUAGUUUUUCUAGAGAUGAUAUGAACAAGUAAAUAGACAAGUGUUAUGCAAUGAAACUGUAAAUACUAAUUGUAAGCAAAUCUAAGACAAGAUAUAAAACAAAAAGUCAUAGUAAAAUUUUAUAAAUAAAAUGGCAAAAAUCGAAAUUUACAGCUGCAUGAAUUUAGAGUAAUUCUAACUGCACUGUACAGAAAUAUUUUCAAUACAAAAAUGUUACAUUAAUGACAAAUAUUGGGAAAAAUGAAUAAGUACAAUUUCGUAAAAUGCACAAAAGUCUACAUAAAAGAGUCGUUUGAUAUUUAAAGUAGAUAAAUAUUUUUCAUAAGAUUCGCAUAAUAUCUGGAUUAAUCUUAUAGUUUAUAAAUUGCUCGUUUAAGAGUAGCUAGUCGUAUUUUAUAAAUCUGAGUAUAAUAAAUUUGUACCACCAUUAAUUAAUGUAAUCCAUGCGAUACAAUAAACAGGAAAGUCCA
Dalotia coriaria is the source of this 3081-nucleotide messenger RNA. RefSeq names its product homeobox protein Hox-A2-like. The coding region runs from base 294 to 1364 and encodes 356 amino acids. NCBI's taxonomy places the organism in Eukaryota, Metazoa, Arthropoda, Insecta, Coleoptera, Staphylinidae. Gene Ontology annotation, biological process: regulation of transcription by RNA polymerase II; cell differentiation. Gene Ontology annotation, cellular component: nucleus. The record is from RefSeq and is a predicted model, not a curated record. The transcript is spliced from 3 exons. Gene Ontology annotation, molecular function: DNA-binding transcription factor activity, RNA polymerase II-specific; RNA polymerase II cis-regulatory region sequence-specific DNA binding.